Phycomyces blakesleeanus NRRL 1555(-) is the source of this 1653-nucleotide messenger RNA. Its product is annotated as carbohydrate-binding module family 19 protein. Gene Ontology annotation, cellular component: extracellular region. The record is from RefSeq and is a predicted model, not a curated record. Gene Ontology annotation, molecular function: chitinase activity; chitin binding. NCBI's taxonomy places the organism in Eukaryota, Fungi, Mucoromycota, Mucoromycetes, Mucorales, Phycomycetaceae. Gene Ontology annotation, biological process: carbohydrate metabolic process; chitin catabolic process. Bases 1 to 1653 code for a protein of 550 amino acids. The transcript has 5 exons.
AUGAUUCCCUCUCGUCAAGCAUUAUCAAUCUUUGGUGCUAUUACAAUUCUUGCCAAUCAAGCUCUCGCCGGCUCUCUUGUUAUGCAAUAUUGGGGCCAGAAUUCAGCCAAUGGAGCUUCCACUCAAAAACCAUUAGCCAGCUAUUGUGAUGGGUCGGCCGAUGUUAUAAUCAUGUCUUUUCUUUACCAAUUCAAUCUUGGUGGACUACCUGUUCUCAAUCUUGCCAAUGCUUGUACUGAGUUUUAUCCAGGAACUCAGCAGCUAAACUAUAUAAAUUCGUCGAUUUUAUUCAAUCCAGAUAUCAAGACAUGCCAAAGCAAAGGUGUCAAGAUUCUUUUGUCUCUUGGAGGUGCUUCAGGUGCUUACGGCUUCCAAAGCGAUGAUCAAGGCACUGCGUUUGCACAAACACUCUGGAAUCUCUUUGGCAAAGGAACUGCCUCUAAUAGGCCAUUUCAAGAUGCUGUUUUAGAUGGAUUUGAUCUUGACAUUGAAGGAGGAGGAUCUACUGGAUAUGCUACACUUGUGACUAGCCUUCGAACGCUGUUUAACUCGGACUCCUCAAAGACUUACAUGAUUACUGCAGCUCCUCAAUGUCCUUUUCCUGAUGCAAUGUUAGGAUCUGUAAUCAACGCAGUUGGGUUUGAUGUUAUCAAUGUUCAGUUCUACAAUAACUAUUGCUCCCCCACGAGCUCUAAUUUUAACUUUAAUGCUUGGGAUGCCUGGGCAAAGUCUACCUCUCCAAACAAGAAUGUUCAGAUAUUCUUAACCGUCCCCGGAUCUCCUAGUGCUGCUGGCAGUGGAUAUGUACCCUUUGUUCAAUUGAGCUCUAUUGUCAAGUCAGUGGCCUCUCAGUACUCUAGCUAUGGCGGUGUCAGUGUGUGGGAUGCUUCUCAAUCAUACAGCAACACCGAGGUUUCUCCUGAUUUUGCUCAUGCUCUUGCUCAGCUCGUUCAUGGUACUUCUGUAACAUCUCCUGGAGGUAAUAGCCCAACCACUAUCCCCGUUCCCACAACAACACCUACAAACACACAGUCUGCCUCUACAGCCCCAACAAGCUCUCCUUCUCCACCGGCUACUGGACCUCUUACUGGAACAUGUGUAACCAAUGGACAAUCUUGCUCUACUACUGGACAACUUACAUGCAGUGGCUCGGGCUAUGGUCUCUGCUCCAAUGGAAAAUGGUCUGUACAAAACUGUCCUCCAAAUACCCAAUGUUUCGCGACCACCGAUUCUUCUUCGGUGUACUGUGGUGCUGCUACGGGUACUAGUACCUGCUCAAAUGCUAUUGGAAUCAAAGGAAAUCCUUCAGGAUCAUCUGGUGUUUCUGUUCCCAAGCCUUACACAUCUGGUCAGGUCUCUGCCCAAGUUUCGGUGGCAUCUUCCAAUACAAGCAAUUUCACGUUUGUUAUCAAUGCUCGUCGUCUUAACACUAUGCCAUUCGGAUCCAAUAUUGUCGUCAAGUUCAAUAUAUCCCCAGGUCUUAACAUCACAGAGGUUGAGAAUGGUGUAUUCCAGCAGACUGGUAGUUUGGUCUCGAUCCAGAUCAAUAAUACCGAAAAACAGAGCAUGGCUAUUGUAUUCUCGGUCAGCGGUACUUUGUCCAACACCGUUUUCGUGGCUCCUAUUCCUAGUACCAUGACUUUCCAGACUUGA